AGGUCCUGGCCUGAUCCAGCCUUUCCAAAUUAAAUUAUUAUGUCAUGUAAAAAUCUCCAAAUAAUACUACUGUAAUAUUUCCCCCGCUUGGGAAUUGAACAUUUUCCAUCACUACUCCAAGAUGUCAACGUGAAGCAACCAAAAUGGGAGAAUUUUGAAUUCUAGCAAGAAAGCAGAAUCUGAGUGCUGGGCAGGCACUGAGGAGCAACCAAAAUGGGAGAAUUUCAAAUUCUAGCAGCAAAGCAGAAUGUGAGUGCUGGGCAGGCAGGACUCUGGGAAGCAGUGACGUGAGGGUCCCCAUGGCCUCUGUCCCUGAUGACCCAGUUGUGAUGUGAUUUAUGUGGGCUCGCAGCUGCCCUUGCUCCGACCCCAGAGGAGCUGUGUGGGAAGUUGGUGUCUCGGAGCCGUGGCGUGGCUCUGCCGAGUGUCUGGAGCCCGGGCUGUGCACACAAACUGAUAAAUAGGGAAAGGGAAAGGCCUGCUGGGCUCCAGCUGCAGCAGAGCUGGGACCGGCGCUGCAGCCCCGCUGGGAGAGGAGCCCGCGUCGGGAGAGGAGCUCCCUGCAAGCACCGUUGCUGUUUAAAGGCUGGUCUCAGAGCAGAGUGGAUGAAGCAGUGCAGCUGGGAGCAGAGCAUGGCCAACACGUUUGUCACCGUCCCUGACGGGUACGGCCUUCCCGAGCCCAUCCAGUACUACGAUGUUUUACCGGAGCACAUCAACUACCAGCUGCAGGACGCGGAUUUCCAGGCUGCCCCGUACUGCCAGUACUCGGCAGUGCCCGUGCCAGCGCUGCCGCCCCAGCCCGCCCCGGCCCCGUACGGCUCCUACAGCCUGGAGCCCCCGUACGCCGACGGGCCCUGCGUGGGCAGCAGCUGCGAGCUCAGCAAGGGCCCCUUCCUGGCUCCCCACGGGGAGGACGGCGGGUACCAGGGGCUCAAGAGGCCCCGGUUAAAUCACUCGGUGAGGCUGAAGGGGCAGGAGGAGCUGUGCGUGGUGUGCGGGGACAAGGCCUCGGGGUACCACUACAACGCACUGACCUGCGAGGGCUGCAAAGGCUUCUUCCGGCGCAGCAUCACCAAGAAGGCGGUGUACCGCUGCAAGAGCGGGGGGCACUGCGAGAUGGACAUGUACAUGAGGAGGAAGUGCCAGGAGUGCCGCCUCAAGAAGUGCAGAGCUGUGGGAAUGCUGGCAGAGUGUUUGCUGACUGAAGUCCAGUGCAAGUCAAAGCGACUCAGGAAGAAUUUCAAGCAGAAGAGCAGUUUCCUGUGCAACAUAAAGCUGGAAGAUGAGGGACUGAAUAGUAAGCAAGUAUCAUCUACAACAAGAUCUGGAAAACAGAUCCCAGAGAAGAUGGAACUUACUCCAGGAGAACAUCAGCUUCUUGACCACAUUGUAGCAGCUCACCAAAAAUACACAAUUCCUCUUGAGGAAGCCAAGAAGUUUCUACAGGAAACUGCAAGUCCCGAGGAAAGUUUCCUCCACCUGUCUGAGACAGCUGUUGUCCAUGUCCAGGUGUUGGUGGAUUUCACAAAAAGACUCCCAGGGUUUGAGAGUUUAGCCAGUGAGGACCAGAUUGCUCUGCUGAAAGGGUCCACAGUGGAGGCAAUGUUCUUGAGAUCAGCCCAAAUUUACAACCAAAGAAUGAGUGAGUGCCAGCCAUCAACCAGUGAAAGUCAUGUAAGACUUUCUGAUCACGGGACAUGUUGUCAUGUUCAAAACCUUGAUAAAAACAAUAUUUAUUCCAUGGAAAUGUGUCAUAAUAAAGAGAGGCCAACUUCUACUACUACCACAGGCAUAACUGAGGAGUUCAUCACCGCCCUGUUCUACUUCUACAGAACCAUGGGGGAACUCAAAGUGACCGAGACCGAAUAUGCUCUGCUUGUAGCAACAACAGUGUUCUUUUCAGACCGCCCGCUGCUGAGGGACAAGCGCCAUGUGGAGGAGCUGCAGGAGCCGCUGCUGGGGAUCCUGUACAAGCACUCGAAGCUGCAGCACCCGCGGGACCCGCAGCGCUUCGCGCGGCUGCUGGGGCGCCUCACGGAGUUGCGCUCGCUCCGCCACGCCCACGCGGGGGCGCUGCGCGCGCGGGACCCGCGCCUGGCCGCGCCACUGCGCGACCUCUGGGACCUCCACUAG
This is a messenger RNA of Serinus canaria (Common canary), 2136 nucleotides long. Its product is annotated as bile acid receptor. The coding region runs from base 607 to 2136 and encodes 509 amino acids. The transcript has 11 exons. NCBI's taxonomy places the organism in Eukaryota, Metazoa, Chordata, Aves, Passeriformes, Fringillidae. The record is from RefSeq and is a predicted model, not a curated record. Gene Ontology annotation, molecular function: RNA polymerase II cis-regulatory region sequence-specific DNA binding; zinc ion binding; nuclear receptor activity. Gene Ontology annotation, biological process: negative regulation of inflammatory response; bile acid signaling pathway; positive regulation of transcription by RNA polymerase II.